This is a messenger RNA of Diprion similis, 1601 nucleotides long. RefSeq names its product protein FAM98A. The transcript has 5 exons. Lineage: Eukaryota; Metazoa; Arthropoda; Insecta; Hymenoptera; Diprionidae. Bases 291 to 1586 code for a protein of 431 amino acids. The record is from RefSeq and is a predicted model, not a curated record. Gene Ontology annotation, cellular component: tRNA-splicing ligase complex.
ACAUAUUAUCGAGUUCAGCUUAUUUCUAAUUUCUCCAAAUCGAGGUAUUUCCGAUGUCGUGAAUUUGUUCAAGGGUGGGGAUGGCAUGCAACAUAAAAGGGGUUCCAUUGGAGAUUAGAAAAGCUCUGAAAAGCUCGACAGCACCUUUACGCAGUGAGCUUACUCGACAGUCAUCAGGUCUGAUAGCGGACGCGGACACAGAAUUCCGUGCUUUUCUCGCAUGAACAUCAACCGACUUAUUUAUCAAUCUUCGUCCUGAAAGUUCCGUUUAAAUCAAAAGGCUAGUGGCGAUGGAAACCGACCUGUUACAGAAUCUCCAAGACGUUGGGUAUAGCGGGGCUCUAUCUGAUGCCGACGAGUUAUCUAAAGCCUUGAAAGACGGUCCAAAGUCAGUGGAGUUCACUAAGUUAGUGGCAUGGUUAGCGGAACAAUUGUCUGCAUUUGGAGAGCUGGAUGAUUCUGUGAACGCUAUAACAACGCCGGAAGACUCGAGCCAUUUUCUGCUAGAAUUAAGUUCAUUUCUUAAAGAAUUAGGAUGCGCAAAUCAAAACCUCAUUGGGGGUACCGUGAAUCAAAGACUGAGUACAAAGUACGACAGACUCGUUUUACUAGAUUAUCUAGUAACCGAGCUGAUGACCAGCAAGAUAUUAGGAUCACGUAAAUCUCAAAUGGACCAACAGAUGGAAGUGACAAUUAACGAAAGCGACACAGCCAGACAUCUCAAAAACAUCUUGUUGGCGUUGAAGUUUCAAAAACCUCCAGACAACAUAAGCGCACAAAUGCUGUUUACAAAACUAACUACCAAAUUGAAGGAAGUUGUGGCUCAGGCUCCCCCUGAUCUUCUCAAUACGCCUCUAUUUGUGGGUGAACUAUCAAACGACCAAUGGGAACGACUAAAUGAACUCCAAGAAGAAUUCAAGAACGAGUAUAAAACCAGAAGGGAAAUGUUACUCAAAAGAUUGGAUGUCACUGUGCAAUCUUUUUUGUGGUCGGAAAAUAUAAGGUCAAAGGAAGAUCAGGUCAACGCAUCCUACCAACAUAAACGAAACAUCAUGUCUCCCGAACCAAGUGUUUGUAUUGCUGAUUUACUUGCCGCAAGACGAGAUCUAGCCAUAGUUGAAAAGACCAGCAAUGCUACUGUGCGAAAAAAUACCAGGAGCCAGGUCAACCAAGUCAUUAUUGGUGCAGUGCCGGAUCGUGGAGGAAGACCUUGCGACCAGCAACCACCGCCACCCGAAAUGCCGUCUUGGCAAAAAGAUCGCGUCGCUGGGCCUAAUUCGUCUAGGGGAGGCAGAGGAGGCGGCGGUGGCGGAGGUGGUGGAGGCGGAUAUCGGGACCACAAAGAUGCUUCGAAAAAUUUUGGCCAAAACCAAGACAGGUUUCAAUCACAGCAGCAAUAUCAGCAACAGCAACCACAGUAUGAAAGCCGCGGUGAUUACCGCGGUCAUAAUCAAGGAGGUGGAGAGUAUCACAGAGGCGGUGGAAGAGGUAGAGUUCAAGGAGGAUGGAGUGGAGAUCGAGGUACAAGUGGCUAUCAACGAGGGAGUUCUAAUCGAGGAAGAGGUCGAGGUGGACAGCAUUAUUAAAGCAGUUGGAAGAAA